Molecule: messenger RNA, 4267 nt
Organism: Liolophura sinensis
Lineage: Eukaryota; Metazoa; Mollusca; Polyplacophora; Chitonida; Chitonidae
Exons: 4
Coding region: 50-1117 (355 amino acids)
Source: RefSeq, a predicted model, not a curated record
CCCUGUCUGCUUGGAUUGUUUCAGUGUUGACUGUCUAUCUGUCCUUACCAUGCAAGCGAUAAACAUCACAGCUUACAAACGUUUGGGUGACAGUUAUGCUGAGGAAAAUGGCGGAUUACUGGAGGAAGCGGAGAUUGAGGUGAUGGGCAAUGGUCGUCGAGGAAAACCAAAAAAAGAUGGCUACGAAAAGCUGAAUGGAAAUUCUGAUUCAGAGGAUGGUUAUGAAACGGCUGUGGACACAGAUGGUGAUGUGGACAGAACUUACCUUGACAAGCCCGAUGUGGGAUACCAGAGAAGCUGUUGCGAGAAAGACAUGUUGGCGGCUCGAGAACGGAAUGUUCAAACAGGCGCCAAUGGUGGUUACCAAAGUCUAGCAUCCUCCGUCGAUUACACCAGCCAGGGUUACCAAGGUUAUCAAACACAGGAAAGGACGACAAAAAAGUCACGGACACAUGGAAACGAUGAACAGGCAGACGACUGCGGCUAUUUUAAACUGGAAGGGUUUUCUGAGUUUUGUGGUAACCUCACAAACAUGAAAAACACUGACAUUAGAAAUGGGUAUAGUGUGCAAGUUGGUAACGUGUUGGAUGAAAACAAAAAGUUGUGCGAAGAACAGCCAGCGAUGGACUCGGAAGAUGUGAAAAUCGAAGCCACUCCACAAGUGUGCGGUUUUCGGUGUAUUGUGAAAUUAUGUCAGAUGACAUUUUGUGUGCUGGCUUUGACGUCUGCACUCUUCACAAACUCCUGGUUGAGCACAGCAGUCGGUGUCUGGUUCAUGGUGGUUAACUUUUUAUGCGGAGGAAUCGCAGGUUCCGUGCUACUCGCCCAGAUCUACCGGAAAAUUGAUAGACUUGCGAUAUGUAGGCGGAAGCUGAUCCAGGUCACCUAUUUUGUGAUGAUUCCGAUGUUGCUGAGCGCAGGUCUUUCGGCAGCGUCUGUGGCCACGUCACGUUACUAUCGGACCGAGUUCGAAAAGUCAAUGAUGAUGGUUGCCUCUAUGUUCUGUCUCAUGGCAUUAUUUGCCACUAUUACUGAUGUGGUCAUGAACCGAAGAACUUGGAGGAUGUUUCGACUUGCAGGCGGUAACGCCUACAUCCACGCUGCCUUUAUGGCUUAACUCACUUACAUCCACGUUGUCUUUAUGGCUUAACUCACCUACAUCCACGCUGCCUUUAUGGCUUAACUCACUUACAUCCACGCUGUCUUUAUGGCUUAACUCAUCUACAUCCACGCUGCCUUUUUGACUUAACUCACCUACAUCCAUGCUGCCUUUAUGGCUUAACUCAUUUACAUCCACGCUGCCUUUAUGGCUUAACUCACCUGCAUCCACGCUGCCUUUAUGGCCUAACUCACCUACAUCCACGCUGCCUUUAUGGCUUAACUCACCUACAUCCACGCUGCUUUUUUGGCUUAACUCACCUACAUCCAUGCUGCCUUUAUGGCUUAACUCACCUACAUCCACGCUGCCUGUAUGACUUAAAUCACCUACAUCCGCGAUGUCAUUACGACUUGACAUGGUGUUGAACAUCCUUGGUGUUGGCUUAACUUAGCUGUGUCCACAAUGCUAUUACGGCUAAACUCCAUUCUCUCCACGCUAUAAUUAUGGUUUAACCUACCUGUGUCCACAAUGCUAUUACGGCUAAACUCCCUGUUAUCCAUGCUGUAAUUAUGGCUUAACAUACCUGUGUCCACAAUGCUAUUACGACUAAACUCCAUGUUACCCAUGCUGUAAAUAUGGCUUAGCAUACCUGUGUCCACAAUGCUAUUACGGCUAAACUCCAUGUUAUCCAUGCUGUAAUUAUGGCUUAACAUACCUGUGUCCACAAUGCUAUUACGACUAAACUCCAUGUUAUCCAUGCUGUAAUUAUGGCUUAACCCACCCGUGUCCACAAUGUUAUUACGACUAAACUCCCUGUUAUCCAUGCUGUAAAUAUUGCUUAACAUACCUGUGUCCACAAUGCUAUUACGACUAAACUCCAUGUUAUCCAUGCUGUAAAUAUGGCUUAGCAUACCUGUGUCCACAAUGCUAUUACGACUAAACUCCAUGUUAUCCAUGCUGUAAUUAUGGCUUAAACCACCUGUGUCCACAACGUUAUUACGACUAAACUCCAUGUUGUCCAUGCUGUAAUUAUGGCUUAAACCACCUGUGUCCACAACGUUAUUACGACUAAACUCCAUGUUGUCCAUGCUGUAAUUAUGGCUUAACUUAACCAUAUCGAAUAUGCCCUUACGGCUAAUUAUCGUGGGAUCCAGGCUGUUACGUAUAUGAAUCAAAUACUAUGGCUACUCUGGCUUAGAUAACUGUCGACAUCCACGUUAAGACUUGUAUACAACACAAUUCACCAUAUUUUACUACAUAUACGCUGGCCUCAUAGUGAUUUUUUAAUACUUGUAUUUGUAGUGUUUCCGUUGUUUUUCAUGCCGACAUCUAUGAUGACCUCAUCGUUGGUUACAGUAAUUCAAUCCCCCUCGUCUUCAUGGCUGUACUUGUCUACAUCCACGCGACAACUUCAAGGCCGAACUUGCUUUAAUACAUCCACCUUAAUGUGAUGGCUUUACUUGCCAACAUCCUGGUUUCUUAAACUUGUCUACUUCUACUUCACCCUUUAACUACAUCCAGGGUGCUCUCGUGGUUAAUCUGGUCUACCUCUGCAUCGCCCUUAAGGCUGUACUUGCCUAUAUGAUACUUCUAGGUAUAUACCCAGGUUGCUCUCUUGGUUAAACUUGUCGCCCAGGUUGCUCUCGUGGUUUAACUUGUCCACAUUCACACUGCCCCUUUACUACAUCCAGGUGGCUCUCGUGGUUAAACUUGUCUCCACUUACAUUAGCCCUUAUGGAUUACUUGUCUACGUCCAGGUUGAUCUCGUGGUUAAACUUGUAUGCAUCCAAAUUGCCCCUUUACUACAUCCAGGUUGCUCUCGUGGUUAAACUUGUAUGUAUCCAAAUUGCCCCUUUACUACGUCCAGGUUGAUCUCGUGGUUAAACUUGUAUGCAUCCAAAUUGCCCCUUUACUACAUCCAGGUUGCUCUCGUGGUUAAACUUGUAUGUAUCCAAAUUGCCCCUUUACUACAUCCAGGUUGCUCUCGUGGUUAACAUUGUAUGCAUCCAAAUUGCCCCUUUGCUACAUCCAGGUUGCUAUCGUGGUUUAACUUGUCCACAUCCACAUUGUCCCUUUACUACAUCCAGGUUGCUCUCGUGGUUAAACUUGUAUGCAUCCAAAUUGCCCCUUUACUACAUCCAGGUUGCUAUCGUGGUUUAACUUGUCCACAUCCACAUUGUCCCUUUACUACAUCCAGGUUGAUCUCGUGGUUAAACUUGUAUGCAUCCAAAUUGCCCCUUUACUACAUCCAGGUUGCUCUCGUGGUUUAACUUGUCCACAUCCACAUUGUCCCUUUACUACGUCCAGGUUGCUCUCGUGGUUAAACUUGUAUGCAUCCAAAUUGCCCCUUUACUACAUCCAGGUUGCUCUCGUGGUUAAACUUGUAUAUAUCCAAAUUGCCCCUUUACUACGUCCAGGUUGCUCUCGUGGUUAACAUUGUAUGCAUCCAAAUUGCCCCUUUACUACAUCCAGGUUGCUAUCGUGGUUUAACUUGUCCACAUCCACAUUGUCCCUUUACUACAUCCAGGUUGCUCUCGUGGUUAAACUUGUCUGUAUCCACAUUGCCCCUUUACUACAUUCAGGUGGCUCUCGUGGUUAAACUUGUCCACAUCCACUUUGCCCCUUUACUAUAUCCAGGCUGCUCCCGUGGUUAAGACCCGUGGUUAGAUAUCUACAACUACAUCGCCCUUAUGGCUAUACCUGAGUACAUCAAGGUUUCUCUCGGGGUCAAAAUUGUCUAGACCCAUGUUGGUCUUAUGGUUGGACCUCAUGUUUACAUAGACACCGGCCUUCGUGCACGCUGUGUUCUAGACUGAACUUGUCUACACAUGACGGUGACGGCAUAGUUGAUGUUCUUCAACUAUCAACGUUUCGUGCUUAACAUGUUUGUAUAUUAUAUUGUAUAUGUGCUAGUUUGCUUUUGAUGAUAACUUAAUGAGUGGAUUGAAGAUUCACAUAAUAUAUGUGGGAAUGAUAAAGCUUUGUAUAAAUUACCUAACACAGAAUUAAAUCAAAGUCUAAUUUUUAAAUGGAAUAUUUCUGCCACUGACAUCUUAAUGAUAGCAUCCUAAUAUCAAGGUGAUAACAAUAUUAUCAUUUACGACGUCUUUUAUGCGUCUUCAAGUGACUGCUGUAAAUACAGUUAUUUACACCUUAUAAUAAAUAUAU